Molecule: messenger RNA, 1225 nt
Organism: Aphanomyces astaci
Lineage: Eukaryota; Oomycota; Saprolegniomycetes; Saprolegniales; Verrucalvaceae
Exons: 3
Coding region: 294-1091 (265 amino acids)
Cellular component (GO): mRNA cleavage and polyadenylation specificity factor complex
Molecular function (GO): mRNA binding
Source: RefSeq, a predicted model, not a curated record
AAUUUUCAAGUUUGCCAGGAACGAUGAGCGGCGGUGGAGCAGGCAAGGGCCGCACAACGACGGCGAAGGAGCGCAGUGUCUUUGUCGGAAACAUUCCUUACGACGUCUCGGAAGAGACGCUGAAGAACAUAUUUUCUGCGGUGGGACCGGUGGUGAAUUUCCGGUGCGUGGAGGCGCUUGCUUGGGUCGACUGACUCUGACGCGUGCGUAGGCUGGUGACAGACAGGGAUUCUGGCAAGCCCAAGGGGUAUGGUUUCUGUGAAUAUGCCGACGGCGCGACCGCGUUGAGCGCUAUGCGCAACCUUAACGGCACAGAAGUGAACGGCCGGAAUUUACGCGUCGAUUUUGCGGAUGGUGGCGAAACACAAAAAUCUGACAGAGGGGACAGGACGGCGGGAGUCAGCGGGGAAGCUCUCAUCAAGAGCAUCGAGAGCGCCGUCGCGUCCCAGAGCCGCCUCGCGCUGUACGACAUGCUGUCGGCGUUCCAAGAGUUCGCCCGCGCUUCUCCAGAUGCCACAAAGCAUCUUCUUGGAGCCAACCCCGUGCUCGUUCAUGCUCUCAUCGAGUGUUUCAAGAAACUGAACAUUUCCAUGACGUCGUUGCCCCCUGUGCUCAAGACGCCGCUAAUCCAACAGUACCCCGGCACUAGUCACAGCAGUAACCCCCCAAGAGGUGGAGGGGGUUCGCGACUGCCCCCGCCGCCGCUGUCGGGUGGAAUUCUUGGCUUUGCCCCACCCCCGCUUCAACACCAACACCAGCAGCCGCCGCCGUCAUCUGGCCAUACCAACAUGAUGAUGUCGAGCUCGCCCAUGCAUGCUCCUCCUCCUCCUGUGGGCCGAUCGGUGGCGCGGGACCCGCGAGCCCAGCGACGAGACCCGCGACUGGCGGCAAAGCGAGAGGGCGGCGCACCCAUGGGGACGGACACCAAGCGGUUCAAGCAGGAGCCAAUGCAGCAGCAGCAGCCCCCGGACAGCGUCGUGGCCGACAUGGCGCGAGGCAUGACGGCGGAUAAACUGUCGCUGCUCCCUCCCAACGAACGACACAUGUUGAUUGCGUUCAUGGAGCAAAAUGGCAUCCCGUACUCGUCAUAAACACUGUCCAAGAUAUUUUCACACUAAAUAACGUUGUUAAAUGCCAUUGGCUACUCCAAGCCGUUUUCGUGGGUUUUGAUUGGCUAGAAAGGAGCAUUCCCCAACAAAGCAAAAGCAGAAAAUAACAUUUCGUG